Molecule: messenger RNA, 784 nt
Organism: Apis mellifera (honey bee)
Lineage: Eukaryota; Metazoa; Arthropoda; Insecta; Hymenoptera; Apidae
Gene: mbf1
Product: endothelial differentiation-related factor 1 homolog
Exons: 4
Coding region: 105-548 (147 amino acids)
Cellular component (GO): nucleus
Molecular function (GO): DNA binding
Source: RefSeq, a predicted model, not a curated record
UGGAAGAUUCGGAACAAGUACGACAGAACAGUAGUUACCGCAUAUUACGUGUGCGUUGAUAAUAUAAUUUUUAAUUUCUAUCGGCGUAUUCAACUUUUUUCAAUAUGUCAGACUGGGACACUACUCCUAUUACUCUGCGAAAACGUCCCCCAAAAGCUUCAGUACUUAAAUCGGAACAAGCAGUGAAUGCUGCACGUCGUCAAGGUUUCGUGGUCGAAACUCAAGCAAAAUGGGGUGGAGGAACAAAUAAACAACACGUAGCAACUAAAAACACUGCUAAAUUGGAUAGAGAAACAGAAGAAUUAAAACAUGAUAAAAUUCCACUUGAUCUUGGUAAAUUAAUUCAACAGGGAAGACAAAGUAAAGGAUUAUCUCAAAAAGAUCUUGCAACAAAAGUGAAUGAAAAAGCACAAGUUAUCAAUGACUAUGAAGCAGGUCGUGGAAUACCAAAUCAAAUGGUGAUUGGCAAAAUUGAACGAGUGUUGGGAAUAAAAUUACGUGGCAAAGAUCGUGGUAAACCAUUAUCAACUCCUGGGAAUAAAAAGUGAAUUUUGUGAAGAAGAAUCUGUACUUCAUACCUUCAUAUAUUGUUCCCUACACAGAACUGCAAGAAAAAUUGUAGGAUUGAGAACAAUUCUCACACUCUUUAACUUUCGUUAUUUUAUUAUAUUCUUUAAAAUAAAAUGUUAUUUUAUUAAAUAUAUUAUUGUUUAUUAUAAAGUAAAUUGUUAUAGUAUGUCUUCAUGUAUAAAAUACAAGAAGCACACUCUUAUUUAAUUUUAAA